Messenger RNA from Cyprinodon variegatus (sheepshead minnow), 1440 nucleotides. RefSeq names its product SH3 domain binding glutamate-rich protein (gene sh3bgr). Bases 131 to 814 code for a protein of 227 amino acids. Lineage: Eukaryota; Metazoa; Chordata; Actinopteri; Cyprinodontiformes; Cyprinodontidae. Gene Ontology annotation, cellular component: cytoplasm. The record is from RefSeq and is a predicted model, not a curated record. The transcript has 11 exons.
CAGUGUUAUUUCUCUAUCCGGGGUGCUCUCUAAUUAUAGAGCAGGCAGGCUGCUCCUUUAAGGCCCUUCUUGUUGCACAGCCACCAUUACUAUAUUGUUUUUUUAAUCUUUCUUUUAGUUUGGAGUAAAAAUGGUUAUUAAAGUAUUCCUCGCCUCUUCCUCUGGAUCUACAGCGAUCAAAAAGAAGCAGCAAGAUGUGGUCGCCUUCCUGGAGGCUCUGAAAGUGGACUACACUGAGCUGGACAUUGCCUGCAAUGAGCAGAACCGCAUGUGGAUGAGGGAAAAUGUUCCAGAAGAGAAGAAGCCCUCCAAUGGCAUCCCACUCCCUCCCCAGAUUUUUAAUGAGGAAAGCUACUGUGGGGAUUACGACACGUUCUUUGAUGCCAAGGAGGAAAACUCUGUGUAUUCCUUCCUAGGGCUGCCCCCUCCUCCUGGAUCAAAGGAAGCAUUGCAGGCUGAGAAGGAGAACAUCAUAGAGAACGGAACCCAUGCAGAGGAGAACCCAGACGACUCAGCAAAGCAUAAUGGGGAUGCACAAGGAGAAGAAGAGGAGGGACAUGCAGGGGAUAAGGACGAAGGAGAGGAUGGAGAAGCAGACGAACUAGAAACUUCAAGGGGAGAGCAUGUGGCAGAGGAGGAGGAGGAGGAGGCAGCGGAAGAAACAGACGAGGUCACAGAAGACACAGAGGCGCAGCAAGAAGAGGAAGAAGAGCAGGAAGAAGAAGAGCUACAAGAGCUUGAGGACCAAGAAGAACAAAUCAGUGAGGAAGAAGAGGAGGCAGAGUUGGAAGAGGCAGAAGAAGAGGCUGAGUAGUUACAGUGAAGCCAAGAUGAAGACCUUCUACUGUCCUGCCUGGAGGAUCUCCCCCCUGUUACAUCAGAUGUUUGACCCACCCUCCCCUCAUACCAGUGGGACUCCAACUACCAACUCUGUAAUGGACUCCUCUAGAAAACCAUCAGUCCUGUGCUUUUCCCAUUUCUUUUUGACAGUAGUUUUCACUUAAUUUUUAUAUUUCUUAUGGAAAAAAACAUGGCUUGAAGAAAUUGUGUAGAGGAUCAGAAUGGUGUUUGUAAUUAGCAACAUUUGUGAGAUGCAGAUUUCUUGAACUUAACCACAGUUUUCAUGUUUUACACCCACCAGUCCUGGUUCUUUAACCUUAGGAGGCAGUAACCUUUAAAAAAAUGUUUACCGUGUCACUCUCUUGUAAAAUAUUCUGCUCUUUUAUUCCAGCGUUGUGCCUUGCUUACUCCCUUUAUCAGAUGAAUGUUUUAAGAGACUUUUAAAGUCCCCACAAGGAAAAACAAAUGCUGCAAGAUACAGACUCUACAGUUUUUACAAGUACCUCUGCCCGUACUGCUGACUAAUCAAUGCACUUUGUUGAACAAAAAGGGAAACAUGUAACUAAGACAUGGAUACAAUGGAGAAAAUAAACUAUUUUC